Drosophila suzukii is the source of this 2717-nucleotide messenger RNA. RefSeq names its product DDB1- and CUL4-associated factor 8. The record is from RefSeq and is a predicted model, not a curated record. NCBI's taxonomy places the organism in Eukaryota, Metazoa, Arthropoda, Insecta, Diptera, Drosophilidae. Gene Ontology annotation, cellular component: cytoplasm; Cul4-RING E3 ubiquitin ligase complex. Gene Ontology annotation, molecular function: protein binding.
UUUAAACGCAUCGAGCACACGCGCCAAAUCUAUCGGCCUAUCGGGCUUUUGGUGCAAGAAGAAAGUGCCAUCGCUGUUUUUGGACGUAAACAAGUGCGUGCACGGGAAAACAGGGCAAAAUAUAAGCGGAGCGGCACUUAAAGAAAGGAAAACAGAGAUUAUAGAGCGAGCUCCACCAGCAUGGACGUGGAGGAGGACCCUGUGGCCAGCGGAGCGGCUUCCGCCUGCAAGCGCCAGAGACGCAACACUGAUUCCAGGAACGAGGGCCAACUUGAAGACGCGGCGCAGAUUGGCGGGGAGAGCACUGUCACAGCAAACCAGACGGUAAUCAAAGGCGUCACAAUCACAACCAACAACAACAACGAGGAGGGCGACAUGUUUGGCAAGGAGCAUUCAAUGGAGGAAAAAAAGCAGCUGGAGAGGGAGUCGGAGAAGGAGAAACUGGAGAAGGAGCAAAAGGAGGAGCCGCUGGGGAGGGAGCAUGCGGAUAAGUCAAAGGAGGAGGAGCUGAAAGAGGGAAAUGACGAGAAGGAACAGUCAGAGCAUCAGCAGUCGGACGAAGAACCGGCGUGCUCCUCCAACCUAGAGUGUCAAUUAUCUUCUCUCGCCGCCAGUGCCGUGCUGGCAGCCAACAAGCCAAAUCUCACCAGUGGCACCAUAGCCAUCGACAGCGAUGACGACCCACCACCAGCUGAAGAUGAAACCCCCGCCAGGGGUUUUCCCAGGUUCCACUCUCGCAGCAUCCCAACCAACCGCUCAUAUCGCCGCAUCAACAUAGAGCUGUUGGGCACGGUAACGGACUCGGAAUCCAGCGAUUCCGGUGAACCAGAGUUGCAGGAGGAUACCGAGGACGCGGAAGUGGAAGCGGACAGUGAUGAGCCGGCGGCUGCUGCUGAGGAGGAUCAGCAUGAAGAUGAGUCCUCUUCGGACAGUUCCGUCGACGAAAUGGUACGCUACUCACUUUCUAGUGAAAGUGAAUCAACCAUUGAGAACCGGCAGGACGAUGUGGAGUUCAACGAGCACGUUAACGCCGACGACCGCGCGAAGGUCGAGUUCGCCGUGAAUGAAACGAUGUGCAAGUGCAAGCCCGUGUACACGUGGAACUGCGACCAGGAACUGUUGCACAGGGAGCACAACAUUAUGAACCGCAUCGGUUGGCGUGGUGGCCACACCUCGACCCAAAGCUUUGGGCAAGGAUACUACGGCUCCCGCCAAAUGGUGGAACAGUUGACGCUGCUGAGCUCGCUAAACAAGCACGACGGAUGCGUAAACUGCCUGAAUUUCAACCGGACCGGUGACUUGAUCUGCUCCGGCUCCGAUGAUCUCAAAAUAAUGGUUUGGGACUGGGCGAACGAAAGACUCCUGCACAGCUUUCACUCCGGCCACAACAUGAACAUCUUCCAGACCAAGUUUAUCGACAGCACCGGGUGCCUGGACAUUGUGUCCGCCAGCCGUGAUGGCCAAGUGCGCAGAUCCGUUAUCCCGCCCUCCGGAGGCUCCAUUAAACCCACACGCCUGUACACGCACAGCGAUUCGGUGCACAAGAUUGUUCUGGUGCCGCACAGUCGGCACGAGGUGAUGAGCGCCGGAGAGGAUGCGGCUGUCAAACACUUUGAUUUGCGCGCCAGCAACGCCGCUACCACGGUGCUGCGCUGCGUCUACAAUGACGCAAAUGAGCGGGGCCGCGUGCGGCUUUUCAGCAUCGCACAUCAUCCAUACGCCCCAGAGUUUUGCGUCAGCGGAUCCGACGACAAGCUGCGGGUCUACGACAAGCGCAAGCCAACAAAGCUUCUCUUGGAGAUGACCCCGACCAAUAUAAAGGAUAACAAGAUCACGCAAAUUACCUGCGCCGUGUAUAACCACAGCGGCAGCGAGAUCCUGGCCUCGUACAGCGAUGCGGGGAUCUACCUUUUCGACAGUCGCAACACCAAGGAUGGCGAGUACUUGCAUUGCUACGAGGGACACAUCAAUAGCCGCACCAUUAAGGGAGUGAACUUCUUUGGCACUAGAUCCGAGUAUAUUGUCAGCGGUAGCGAUUGCGGGAACAUAUUCUUCUGGGACCGAAACACCGAGGCGAUAAUCAAUUUUAUGAAGGGCGAUCACGCUGGCGUGGUCAACUGCCUGGAGCCACAUCCCUGGAUGCCGGUGCUGGCCACCUCUGGCCUGGAGCAUGACGUAAAGAUCUGGACGCCAAAUGGCCCUGCCAAGAAGCUCGACGAGGACGCACUGAAGCAGACGUUAGAACGCAAUUUCAGGCGCAACAUCGUGGACAGGGGUGACUUUGACAUUAACCAGUUCCAAUACUUCAUCCGAGGGUUUCUGCAGGGUUCCGGGCAAGGCUCCGGCUUUCGCCGCCCUCGAAACCGGAGACCCCAGUCCUGGCUACGCCAAGGGCGGCAGCAUCGGGACAACAGCUCGAGUACUAGCAACGACUCCAGUCCUUCCAAUCCGACCUCCCAGCCGCGCAGCAACAGCAACAGCUCCGACGACGACAAUGGCGAGGGAGCAGCCGCCGCCGCUGCGCUGGACACGCUGCACUGCCGCACGCAGUAAGUCUGCGGCCGUGGAUGAGCUUCGAAAGCCGUCCUUGGUCAUCUUAUGAUUUUCGAUAUUAUAAAUAUGUUAGAAAGCGUUUCCGAAGCUGUGAAUUUGUAACCAUAACACAUAAGUGCGCAUAUUUUAUUUGUAAACAAGGUUUAAUAAAUGCUCAUUGAGAA